AUGCUUGCCUUUCCUGUCUCCCGGACACUCGUCACGAUCCUCCUGCUAGUCGUUUUCUGUGUUGCAGCCGAGUCAAAUACCUCGAAUGACUCCUCGGACUCGUCUUUGCUGAAAAUGAUCCCGAAAUGUGCACAACAGUGCAUGGAAAGCUUCAUCAAAUCCGAAUAUGGGCCCGCCGAAUGCACCUCGCCAUCCAAUGCAAAAUGCCUGUGCCGUACACGUAACCCCAGCGGCUUUACUCUGGGAGAAGCCGCAUUGAGCUGCAUUCUUUCCGAGUGUCCCGAAAAGACCCUCGAAGACACCAACGCCUAUAACAUCUGUGACUCGGUAUCGGGGGCGAUUCCUCGUACGCAUUCUACAAUCACCGCAACUGUCUUUUCUGCGCAUCCUGCGACGACGGCAGACACGACCACCUCUUCUUCGAAACUUGUCCACACUUCCGAAUCUCCUUCAUCUACAUCUACAUCAACCACCUCCACUACAUCACCGGGGCUCACUACAUAUCGUCCAUCGACGUCAUCGACGGAAGCAGGGCCGGCAACUACCAACACCGACCAGUUCUCAUCAGAAUCCAGCACUCCUCAAGCAGAGAAAACAGGUGAUGAACAUGUCAUCAGCCCCGCCGCCGUCAUCGGUGUUUCAGUAUCAUCCGGGGUAGCGGGCUCCUUUAUCAUCGCCGUCGCCGUGAUCUUCUGCUGCAAGAGAUGGAGACGACGGCAUCCGCGAGAAUCGGAUGAUGACUUCGAAAUUGGUGGCGCCAUGUCAGAACCUCCAGGGUUCUCACACCCCUCGUCAAGACACCCGACGCCGGAGGUACAACCCAGCAAUUCUUCCUCCCAUGCUGCAGGCGCGAAUCAAGAAAUGUCUCAACCGACAAUGGGCGCCUUUCCAUCGGCGGCCCAAUUUCCGCCACGAUUUGGCCCAGGGCCAGCCCAUCCUUCUCCCAGGGGACCGCGCGAUCACGAGCGAAUAGGUUUUGCCAUCAGCUCUGACUCGGACUGGGAAGCCUCACCCGGGACACAGUCAUCACAACACACACUCGCAGAGCUCCUCCCAGACCAGCAGGCAGGACUCUACCCAAAACCACUCAAAUGGAGCCAUCGCCCCGUCAGUGGGGAAACCCUUUUCGAGGAGGACGAUAGCAACCCUGCUGCAGCACAGGUGCCACAAAGCAGCACGCAGCGAGCAGGCACCCCGACCAUGGUGGCAGGGUUACCGGCCAAUCCUCGAGCCCUGAAGGAGGGAUUUCCAGCAGAGAAGUUCCUGCGCGGUGGAGGGAAUCAAAAUCCCAGGGCCAACCUGAAUCAACCUUUCCCUGGGAUUCAAAAUGGCCAUUGGCGGGAAGGACAGGGCCAGAUUUCCUCCCGCAGCGCCACCUACGGAUCCUCGAUAUCCAACAGCAGCGGCGCCUUCCACGACAGCUCCGACUCCUCUCAUCACCCCCCAUCCUCCAGCACACUCCUUAGCGCGCCUCUCAGCACAGCACAGGGUCACAUUCACAAUGGCUCGUCUCCACGAAACUCCCCCCAACCACAACCACCAAUCCCAACCCCAUCGUCCGGCACACUCGGCCCAGCCACCGAAGUUGUCUCCCGGCCUCGAAUAGUGCGCGGCAACGACAUCAAGCGCGUCGAGAUCCGUGGCAGCAAACGCCCACCCAGCGAGGUCGUCGUGCCCUACUGCCCAGAAGAUUUCUGGCUGGAACGCGGCCGCGCAUAUGCGCCGCCUCGCUCUAUCUCUGCGGAGCCUCCCUAUCCCUCAGAUACAUGCCCGGGGGUCGUGCUGUACCCGUCAAGCCCUAAAAAGCGGCCUGAGAAACCGGUUCCGCACAGGUUGUCGCCGAUGGGUCGGAACCUGACUCCGGCUAGACGUGGAGAUGAUUUGAUUUUGCGCGUGGAGUAA
Penicillium alfredii is the source of this 1902-nucleotide messenger RNA. RefSeq lists its product as uncharacterized. The record is from RefSeq and is a predicted model, not a curated record. NCBI's taxonomy places the organism in Eukaryota, Fungi, Ascomycota, Eurotiomycetes, Eurotiales, Aspergillaceae. The transcript has a single exon. The coding region runs from base 1 to 1902 and encodes 633 amino acids.